This is a messenger RNA of Gaeumannomyces tritici R3-111a-1, 782 nucleotides long. RefSeq lists its product as hypothetical. The coding region runs from base 96 to 782 and encodes 228 amino acids. NCBI's taxonomy places the organism in Eukaryota, Fungi, Ascomycota, Sordariomycetes, Magnaporthales, Magnaporthaceae. The transcript has a single exon. The record is from RefSeq and is a predicted model, not a curated record.
UUAAAGUAUAGCAUGGCCUCCCAUUACGAAAGGUUACCUCUCCCUUGGCUGGGGUGUUGAGCUGUUUACUGUGGCUUUACAUUACCGUACAUAACAUGAUUAAGAUUCUGCCGCGCUUUGUCAAUAAACAAUCUGCAAUGCAGUUGAACACAGAAAGGCCAAGUGGGCCUGCGCGCGGCAGGCAGCUCCUGGGUGCCCUUCAGCCGGUUGGGCAUGGGAGGAACUCGCCCACCAAGAUGCCACGCUGUGGUGUGCUGGAGCUUCUACGCACGGGCUCAAGCAGAGACUUCGUCGUGUUUACAUGCCUGCUCCUAAAUAUUCACAGAAUCAAGUUCAAGUCCCGCAAAGAGGCCCUCGACUCUGUCUACAAGAGGAUUCAAGACGAGUGCCGCACCGCGGGGCCAAAGGGCGCCGAGAGUUUCCACAUAUUUCAAGUUAGGCUCGGCCGGAACGAGGUCUACUCGUGCCAUCGAGGACGUGCCCGCCCCCGGCGGCCAGGAUGGGGUGCCAUAUUAUUGUUAGACAGGGCGGCUAAAUCAAAGCGGAUAGUUUCGAGAACCCUGAUGACGCCGUUCCUCGAACGGCUACCUGACAACACACAAGACACUCAGCCAGGUUUAACACAUCGAAUCACUCUAGAGCGCUUCACUGGAAAAUACCAAGGCGUGGAUACAGAUUUGGUCCGUUGCCCCAGAGGCAGUCCUAUGGCCACUACUCAGCAAAUACCUGGGCGAUCACCACAAGCGGUCCAUCUUAAUCUGCCGUUAGGCAGGGCGGAAUAG